Messenger RNA from Diaporthe amygdali, 1053 nucleotides. RefSeq lists its product as uncharacterized. Bases 1 to 1053 code for a protein of 350 amino acids. NCBI's taxonomy places the organism in Eukaryota, Fungi, Ascomycota, Sordariomycetes, Diaporthales, Diaporthaceae. The transcript is spliced from 3 exons. The record is from RefSeq and is a predicted model, not a curated record.
AUGUCUACCACAGCAACAACCACUAAGACACAGGAUGCUGAGGCCCAUCCCACCUUCGCCGCUCAAUUCGAAACAAAAGACCUCGUAGACUUUGAUCCGAGCAGAGUCUACGGCGAUUGGCGUGACGAGUUCCACAAGCAUGGUUGUGUACUUAUCAAAGGCGUUAUCUCUCCAGAACGGGCCAAGUAUUAUGCCGACAAGCAGGUCCAGUGGCUGAAGAACUUUGAGCUCGGCUUCGACGAGAAUGACCCUGAGACAUGGACAGAGGACCAUCUGCCCGUGAGCUUCAAAGGUGGCAUGUACUUUGCCUACGGCAGUCCUCAUGAGAAGAUGGCAUGGGAAGCUCGCACUGAGCCAGGCGUCAUUGACAUCUUCCAAAAGCUUUGGGAGACACGGGAGCUCAUUUCCUCAUUUGAUGGCAUGAAUAUUUCAAUGCCAAACCGAAAAGACGUGAGGUGGUCACCAUGGCCACAUUGUGACCAGAAUCCCGAGCGUAAGGGCAUGCAAGCAGUUCAGGGGCUUCUCAACUAUGCUCCCAAUGGUCCCAAAGACGGAGGUCUCAUGUUGAUGAAAGGCUCGGCACACCUCUUCAACGAGUUCUUUGCGCACAAACGUGAAUCCAACGACCACGAGGAUGCCCCUCCACCAGAGAUUAAGUUCAUGGAUCUGUAUCUCUUCUCGGAGAAGGAUGUCAAGUGGUUCGAGGGGCGCGGAUGCGAGCUCAUCAAGGUGAAUAUGGAGCCGGGUGACUUUGUUCUCUGGGACAGUCGGACCAUGCACUACGCCCGCCUGCCCGAGGGCGAGCAGAUUCGUCAUGUUCAAUAUAUCUGUAUGACUCCACGCAGAUUUGCCACCGAGGAGGCUUUGGAGGCGAAGAAGCAAUGCUUCAAGAAUUAUACAGGCACGACUCACUGGCCGCAUUGCAACAUUAGGCCAGCUGAGAAUAAGCCCAUGCGAAAUGGGGAGGUCUGCCCAAAGUACAGGACCGAGCCGUUCGAGAAGCCUGAGCUCACGGACACGGUGCUUCGACUUGCUGGUGUAAAGGCUUACUAA